Molecule: messenger RNA, 639 nt
Organism: Perkinsus marinus ATCC 50983
Lineage: Eukaryota; Perkinsozoa; Perkinsida; Perkinsidae
Product: 26s proteasome subunit p55, putative
Exons: 7
Coding region: 1-639 (212 amino acids)
Cellular component (GO): nuclear proteasome complex; cytoplasm; proteasome regulatory particle, lid subcomplex
Source: RefSeq, a predicted model, not a curated record
AUGGCUGACGAAGCACCGAGCACCGUGGUGAACAGAGGGCUCGACUCCCUUGUUAAGGACCCCCGAGCCACUCAAGACUUCAGCGCCGAGGCCGACACUGCUAUUACAACCAGCCGUGAUAUGGUCAAGGCUGGGCGAAUUGAUGAGGCUUUGGACGCUCUAGCAGUGUUGGAGAAGAAGGCUCGGCAAUCCAGCGACGCGGCAACUUGCAGUCGCCUCAUAGUGGAGAUGGCUACUAUCAUAUACAAUGCGAAGCAAUUCGAUAGACUGUUGGAGAUGAUUCACGUCAUGACGAAGAAGCGAGGCCAACUGAAGCGCGCCGUUGCCGAUCUGGUACACGUGUGCAUGGGAUGGUUGGACAACUUGGAUAGGAAACAGCAAUAUGCUAUGGUCGACACUCUCUCUGAAGUCACAGAAGGCAAGAUAUUCGUCGAAGUUGAGCGCGCUCGACUGCGUUUGAGGCUUGCACACAUGAAGGAGGAAGAUGGAGAACCGAUUGAGGCCGCGAACAUCAUCCAAGAUGAGCAGGUUGAGACAUGUGGUGCGAUGGAGAAAAACGAGAAGGCCGAAUACAUUCUGGAACAGAUGCGUCUAGUGCUGCGAAAAGGCGACUACAUACGUAGGAUAUGCGCACUGUGA